Messenger RNA from Coffea arabica (coffee), 454 nucleotides. The record is from RefSeq and is a predicted model, not a curated record. NCBI's taxonomy places the organism in Eukaryota, Viridiplantae, Streptophyta, Magnoliopsida, Gentianales, Rubiaceae.
UCUGUCUUUAUUGGUGGAGAUCGGAGCAGUGACCCUAGAGUGAUUGCUGAACCUGACGUGAUCUUGACCACAUACGGUGUCUUAACGGCUGCUUGUAAGAAUGAUGGGGAGAAUAGCAUUUUCCACAGAGUUGACUGGUACAGAGUGGUUUUGGAUGAAGCUCGUACCAUCAAGUCCUCUAAAACUCUGGGUGCCCAGGCUGCCUUCAAAUUGUCAUCCUAUUGCAGGUGGUGUCUUACUGGUACCCCUCUUCAGGUGGCAAAAACUGAUUCAGAAGCCAUAUGAGAGUGGUGAUUAUAGAGGGAUGAUGCUGAUCAAGGCUAUUUGGAGGCCACUAAAGCUCUACUAUUUACAGACAGAAGGAAAUAUGGUUAUAUGCUACAUCAAGCCUUCUCCUCCUAGAUUUAGACUGAUCAGAUAUGUAGCUCAUGAAAUAAUCACUACCUAUGGAUGA